Miscanthus lutarioriparius is the source of this 396-nucleotide messenger RNA. The record is from the annotation of a GenBank genome assembly. Lineage: Eukaryota; Viridiplantae; Streptophyta; Magnoliopsida; Poales; Poaceae.
AUGGCCGAGAAGGGUGUGAAGGUGUUCGGUAUGUGGGCGAGCCCUAAUGUCCUCAGGGUGGAGUGGGCGCUCCGGCUGAAGGGCGUCGAGUACGAGUACGUCAGCGAGGACCUCACCAACAAGAGCGUCGACCUGCUCCGCUACAACCCGGUGACCAAGAAGACCCUAGAGACGGCCUUGGAGGGGAAGAAGUUCUUUGGCGGCGACGCCGUGGGCUACCUUGACAUCGUUGUCGGCUGGUGCGCACACUGGCGCCCCGUCAUCGAGGAAGUGUCCAGCGCUAGCGUCGUCACCGACAAGGAGCUGUCGCUGAUGAAGGCCUGGUUUAACCGAUUCCUCGCCCUUGACAUGGUGAAGGCGGCCCUGCCCGAGAGGGACAGGCUCCUCACAGCCUAA